Zeugodacus cucurbitae (melon fly) is the source of this 1560-nucleotide messenger RNA. It is a transcript of the gene mtTFB2, whose product is annotated as dimethyladenosine transferase 2, mitochondrial. Bases 83 to 1432 code for a protein of 449 amino acids. Gene Ontology annotation, molecular function: mitochondrial transcription factor activity; rRNA (adenine-N6,N6-)-dimethyltransferase activity. The transcript has 6 exons. The record is from RefSeq and is a predicted model, not a curated record. Lineage: Eukaryota; Metazoa; Arthropoda; Insecta; Diptera; Tephritidae. Gene Ontology annotation, cellular component: mitochondrial matrix. Gene Ontology annotation, biological process: rRNA methylation; transcription initiation at mitochondrial promoter.
UAUUCCAUAUUAAAAUUAUUAUUUCAUAUCAUGGUUAUCACUUCUUUAUAUUACCAGAAUGGUGUUAACUAACCUCCAAUAGAUGGCGCAGCUCGCACUGAAAUACCGGUGUUUGCGAUUUUCUUUCCUCAGCAUUCAUUCUCGACACGCGAGUCUUUUCCCAGACAAGUUAUUCAACAAGAGGCACAAAAUUCCCGCACAUUUCUAUGUAGCCGAAGACCAAUUGGCUGAGCAAAUAGACAAUGCCAUCCAGCCUUUUAUGCAACAGACCAAAUGUGAUACCGCUAUUGAAAUGAAUCCAGGAAUUGGUUUAUUCACACGCAAACUACUGAAUCGUGAUGACCGCUUAAAUAAAAUUAUACUCGUAGAAUCUAUGGAGCAUUUUCUGCCUGGGCUUCAUGAUUUUCAUACACUCUACCCAGAACGCGUCAAAGUGAAGCACAGUGACUUUGUGAGCAUGUGGAAACUGUCAUUUCAAGACAGAAUGGACAACGGCACCCGUGUCUCGGAUUUGUUAUCUGAUCUGCCAAAACGCGAAUUUAAUGAAGAUCCCAGCUGUUUAUUGUUUGGUGCUGUGGGCUGUUACGAUUUCAUCAAACAUCUGGUGAAUUCCAUUAUCUUCCAAAACGGUUUGUUCAGUUGGGGACGUAUGGAAAUGUAUCUCGCUGUACCGCCACCCACUUAUAUACAUAUGACCUGCACCAAUGAGGUUGGUUAUAUGAUAUACAGAUCCACCUCCAUGCUUUUCCAAAUGCUCUUUGAAUACCGCUACAUCACACGUUUACCACGUGAACAUUUUCUACCAAAUCAAAGUGAAAAUAAAAUCAUUAAAGGCAGUCGACUGAAAAAGGUGCAAUCUAUCAAUCCGGAGUACUUAUAUUUGGUGCGCAUAGUACCGCGUCGUAAUUUCUUCGAUCUUUGUCCGAUCGCAGAUCUACAAGCACUUUGGUAUUUUGUCAAGCAGAACUGUAUUAGCCGCCGCAAUCGGGUCAUUCCAAAUUUAGAAAAAUGGGUACCAGGUUGUGGGCCACGUCUAAUUAUUAACAGCGUGCCUUCAGAGACAUUAAAGCCUCUUUAUCCGGAAGAUGUUGCGGAACUGCCACAAUACUCCACACGCUGCACAACUAUGAGCAAUCUUGAUUUCUAUCCGCGCAUGAACAUUUACACACAAUUCGGUGAUCUAUCGCCAAGUCAAAUGUUAACAUUAUUCACACAAUUUCGCAAAUGGCCGGAAUAUAGUGAAAGUUCAUUUGUGGCAUCACUUGAGAAUACUUUGUUAAAAAUGGAGGCAGCAGCUGAUGAAAACAUUGGCAUAACAGAAGAAGAUGAUUUGCCAAAUGAGGAAGCAGUCUUUGAUGAUGUCAAGGAAACUAAGAGUAGCGCAACCAAACGCACUAAGGAAAGUAAGCUUAACACUGCAACAUCAAAUUAACACGAUUAAGCUUGAAUUGAAAAUCAUGUAUAUGGCGUAGUUAUAAUUAAUGUAAAUUAUGUAUAAUUAAAAUUCUUAUUUAGUAAAUGUAAAAGAAAAGUUAAAAUCUUAUACACUUCUAAAAACUA